AUGACGACACUUAACUUCAUCACCAGUAAUAAGAAUAAGCUGGCGGAGGUCAGAGCUAUAUUAGGCGGCGUGAUCGAUGUUCAAAAUGAAGUAGUCGAUGUUCCUGAAAUACAAGGUACAAUUGAGGAGAUAGCAAAGGCAAAGUGCAGCCAUGCUGCGAAGGCAGUGGGAGGCCCAGUUUUGACCGAAGAUACCGCUCUCGAAUUUCUUGCUCUGAAAGGCCUUCCCGGCCCCUACAUUAAAUCAUUCCUCGAAGCGUUGGGCCAUGAGGGCCUAAACAAGAUGCUUGACUCGUUUGAAUCGAGAGGUGCGGAGGCCGUGUGCACCUUUGCGUUUUCUCUUGGACCUGGGUCUGAACCGAUCCUGUUCCAGGGACGAACGGAGGGCACGAUUGUGAGACCCAGGGGGGCGGCAAAUUUUGGGUGGGAUCCGAUAUUUGAGCAUGGUGGCAAGACGUAUGCAGAGAUGACCAAGGAGGAAAAGAACAAAAUUUCUCACAGAUACAAGGCUCUUGUUAAGUUGCAACAGUGGUUAGCUGAACAACAACCAUAA
Messenger RNA from Aspergillus puulaauensis, 552 nucleotides. It is a transcript of the gene HAM1, whose product is annotated as non-canonical purine NTP pyrophosphatase. NCBI's taxonomy places the organism in Eukaryota, Fungi, Ascomycota, Eurotiomycetes, Eurotiales, Aspergillaceae. Gene Ontology annotation, biological process: nucleoside triphosphate catabolic process. Gene Ontology annotation, molecular function: nucleoside triphosphate diphosphatase activity. The record is from RefSeq and is a predicted model, not a curated record. The coding region runs from base 1 to 552 and encodes 183 amino acids. The transcript is spliced from 6 exons. Gene Ontology annotation, cellular component: cytoplasm.